GACACUUAAGAAUCCCAUGAUAACCUGUUAGCAUUGCUGUUCGAACAGUUAUGGUUUGUGAAAAAUUGUGGAGGCCUGACAAAUCUACUGCAUUAUAGCUUGAAGCUUAUAUCAAUGAUAGCUAUAUUGGUAUCUUUUAGAUUACAGACAUAGGUUUAUUUCUGAACUUGCUGUGCUGUCAGAAGUGUCAUUUCCCCUGUGUAAUUUACAGGGUUAAUGUAUUGCAUGUAAAGCAGUCUAGCGGGAUAGACGUGUAUUUACCGUGUGUAAAUUGAUGCCAUGACAGAAACAAUGCUUGGGCUUCAUUUUCUGCAGCCUAUGUGCAAUAAACAUGCAUAACAGUACACAACAGAAAAUGAUUUUUCACCAAACCUGUUCCUAGUAAGAGUCCACAUAUUAAAGGACUGUAACAUUUACAUUACAUUUUUAGCUAUUAUAAUAAUCAUUCUGAUCUUGAAUAUGCAAAACUGAGUAGAUGGGAAGCUUGUUUUAUCAGCAGGUCACGUUGGAGCAGGCUAUGAAGCCUGUGUGUGUUUAGCAUCUGUUGAACACACCCUAGAAACUGUGAACCUCACAGCUGUUGGAUAAGGCCCAUUGAAGCAGUGCUGUGUCUCUUGGCAAUACGAGCAUGCCAGUCAUUCACUUGUCCUGUUUGUCUUUAUGACACAAUAGGCUCGCUGCUAGCUUUUAGCAGCUCUGCACUUGUCUUGUGUAAACAAUUUACUGGAAAUGACCAUAUCUUGCAUCAUAGGCGCGUGGAAUUCUCACAGAGCACACCUGUCGCAUCAGUCCAGGGCAAUUUGUUUAUCCCUGUGGUACUUUUUAUCAAAGAGAGAGGCAGGUGUAUGUGUUCUCCCUUGGGGAUACUAUACACGGACUAAUAUGCUGACAAAACUGCUGUCAAUUUAGACAAACUUGAGGACAAUAAACCAGCCUUAGGGACUAGUAGGGUGUAGUCUUAGGCUUUAGACUCCACUGCAACUCUAACAAAUGCUUGUCCAUGUGAGCGCGCUUGUGUUGGGGUUUAGCUCAGCGAAAAAGAUCAGGGGUAAUAAGGGUUUAAAAAGUAGAACACCGUCAGGCUGAGAGUCAUUGGUGAUGCUUUGGUGGCCACCCUCAUCUGUGAAAGAAACUGAUAGGACUUCUAAUUUGGACACGAGAGUAUCUCUGACUGACCAACAGGAGAAAAUGUCAGAGAUCUCACUGAGGGGAGUGUAUAUAGGCAGAUUGGAGAUUACAAGAAGAGAUUACAUAUGUGAAAACUGUGGGCCAUGUGAGGACAAGGGCAGGGCCACAAACGAGCACUGUGUAAACAUCUAGCUUGCAUUCUGGUUAAAGCAAUCCUGUGUAAAGAUGGUGAACAUUGAGCCUCCGAAAUGAAACUAAAGUAAACCAAUUCUCAACUCCAUGCAGAAUGUCUAAAAACAUUAAUUUGCCGGCCAAAAUGCACAAGACACAAUUUAGAUGUAGAUGGAGACGGGGAAUGAACAUGUCUGAGCCCUGCACGCCUCAGUGAACAUGGAUCUUUUUUAGACAAGCUGUUUGGAAAGCGGCUCCUGCAGGCUGGACGGUACAUCAUGUCCCAUAAGUCCUGGAUGAAGACAGUGCCCACAGAAAACUGUGACGUCCUGAUGACUUUUACAGACAGCACAGAUGACCACACACUCCUAUGGCUACUGAAUCACAUCCGCCUGGGUAUUCCCGAACUUAUAAUCCAGAUCCGGCACCACAAACAAACACGGGUCUAUGCUUUCUUCGUCACGGCAACCUACGAAAAUUUACUGCGCGGUGCGGAGGAGAUGGGUCUACGCAAAGCAGUGAAGCCGGAGUUCGGCGGAGGCACACGCAGCUUUUCCUGCGAGGAGGACUACAUCUACGAGAACAUCGAGAGCGAGCUGUGCUUCUUCACCUCACAGGAGCGUCAGAGUAUCAUUAAGUAUUGGUUGGACAAUCUGCGAGCCAAACAAGGGGAGGCCCUUCACAAUAUACAAUUCUUAGAGGGACAACCAAUCAUACCAGAGCUCAGUGCCAGGGGUGUGAUUCAGCAGGUCUUCCCCCUCCACGAGCAGAGAAUUCUCAGUCAGUUGAUGAAGUCUUGGGUCCAGGCCGUGUGUGAGAAACAGCCUCUCGAUGACAUUUGCGACUAUUUUGGAGUGAAAAUAGCGAUGUACUUUGCCUGGCUGGGUUUCUACACCACCUCCAUGUUGUAUCCUGCAGUGAUCGGGUUUGUGCUUUGGAUGCUCACAGAAUCGGACCAGACUAGUCGGGAUAUCUGCUGUGUGGUGUUUGCACUCUUCAACGUGGUGUGGGCCACCCUUUUCCUGGAGAGAUGGAAGCGCAGGGGGGCAGAGCUGGCCUACAAAUGGGGGACCCUGGACACCCCUGCCGAAUCUCUGGAGGAGCCCCGCCCUCAGUUUCGGGGCGUGAAGCGGUGCAGCCCAGUGACCGGCUGUGAGGAGUUCUACUACCCCCCCUGGAAGAGGAGGGUGUUCAGGUGGCUGGUCAGCCUGCCCAUCUGUAUCUUAUGCCUUUGCUUUGUCUUCCUGGCUAUGCUCAUCUGCUUUGAGCUGCAGGAGUUUGUGAUGGGGAUCAAAGAACUGCCCCGCGUAGCCAGGUUCAUCCCCAAAAUAAUGCUGGCCAUCACUGUGACCGCAUGCGACGAGGUGUACAGGAAGAUCGCCUGCUGGCUCAAUGACAUGGAAAACUACAGACUCCAGAGUGCCUAUGAGAAAAAUCUCAUCAUUAAAAUGGUUCUUUUUCAGUUUGUAAAUUCUUAUCUCAGCCUUUUCUACAUUGGAUUCUACCUCAAAGACAUGGAGCGUCUGAAAGAGUUGCUGCUGGUCUUCUCAAUAGCGCAGGGCAUUCUGAGACAGGUCAAGGAGAAUGUGCUGCCCUUCCUCUUCCUCAAGAUCCAGCUCGUGUUCAUGAAAGCCCUUCCGACCCUCCGGGCCACCUUCAGGUCCAAAAUGCUGGCCACUCUGCUGAUCAUUCGUCAGUUCUUACAGAACGUGAAGGAGGUUAUUCAGCCUUACCUGUACGAGCGGCACAAGUUAGGCGACCUGACGCUCCGGGCCGUGUGGGACCUCCUCCUGUCUGCGCUGCUCAAGUACGGACGCCUGGCAGCCGGGAAGGCCCAGCUGUCCCCCUCCGACCAAACCAUGCCCGGCCCGGGUCUGAGGGGCACGCGGCCUGGGAUCGGCCAGGCCGAGCGCCGGGAGAAGAAGUGUCUGAACGGGGGCUGCGGCGUUCCUGAGGAAGAGGAGGAACAGGAGGACAGCACGAGGCACAGCGAGGAGGAGAACGAGGAGGAGAGCCUGAUCGACUGCGGCCUGAAGCUGCGCAAGGUCAGCUUCAUCGAGAAGGUGGAACGGAAGCCCGGCGCCGUGGUGACCCAGGUGGAGGACAACUUCCUGGAGGAGGGCAGUCCCACCAUGGUGGAGAAAGGCAUGGACCCCGCCUCCGUCUUUGAGCUGUGCGACGAUGACGACGAUGACAACGAAGUCCCUGAGGUGAAGGAGGCCCCUAGGGAGGCCCUGCCCGCCCCGCUCCCGGCCGGCCCUGAGAGCACCGUCACCCUCCGGCACCGGAAGAGGGGGCGGAGCCUGGAGCGGGAGGACAGCAAGGCCAAGAGGGAGUCAUGGAUUGAACCCCCGGAGGAGAGCGAGCCCACCACCCUCACCCAGGCCGAGAUAGAGAGCUGCAUGCAGACAUAUGAGGACACCUUCCAGGACUACCAGGAGAUGUUCAUCCAGUUUGGUUAUGUAGUGCUCUUCUCCUCUGCCUUUCCACUUGCUGCCAUGUGUGCCCUCAUCAACAACAUCAUUGAGAUUCGCAGCGAUGCCUUCAAGCUCUGCACUGGGCUCCAGAGGCCCUUUGGCCAGAGGGUGGAGUGCAUCGGCCAGUGGCAGACGGUAAUGGAAGCCAUGGGCCUCAUUGCCAUCAUUGUGAACUGUUACCUGAUUGGCCAGUGUGGUCAGCUGCAGAGGCUCUUCCCUUGGCUCAGCCCAGAGAUGGCCAUCAUCUCCAUCGUCAUCCUGGAGCAUUUUGCCAUCCUCCUGAAGUAUGUCAUCCAUGUUGCCAUCCCUGAUAUCCCCGGCUGGGUGGCAGAUGAAAUGGCCAAACUAGAAUACCAACGCAGAGAAGCAUUCAAGAGACACGAGCGGCAGGCCCAGCAGCACUUCCAGCAGCAGCAGCGCAGGAAGCGGGAGGAGGAGGAGAGGCAGAGGCAGGCCGAGUACCAGGCCCGGCGGGAGCGGGAGAGGGACGAGGGCAAGCCCGACUCUGGAGGGGGGGACCACCACCAUGACAAGAGCCACGGGGGCAAGUCGCGGUCCGGCGGCGGCGGGGGCGGCGGAGGCGGUGGCGGCGACAAACCCAAGAGGCCGAGCUCUCUGCUGGCCAACAAUAACGUGAUGAAGCUCAAGCAGAUCAUCCCCUUGCAGAGCAAGUUCUCCUCCGGCACGGCGCGAUCCCCUCAGUCCCCCACUGGCAGCGAACCCAAACUCCCAGGAUUCCUCAGCUUCAAGUUCCUCAAGUCUCCAGAGACCAAGAAGGAGGCAGCCGCUGCUGCUGCUGCCGCCGCUAGCGGUGCUGCCACGGCGACCAUGACCAACCUGGAAAGGUCCCAGUCGCCCAGCAAAUCCUUCAACCCUGGGAAACUCUUUAACUUCGGUAAGUCAGAAGGGGGACUCUGCAUAAACGGGGCCCAGCAGUGUAAAGCUGGGGAUGCCUCCCAAGCCCCCGAUAAGCAGCCCACCAAGUCUGACCUGAAUGGUGUGCCUGAGGAAAUUCCCUCGCCCGGAGGAGAAGGUGGGGAGAACGGACAUUCGGCCGACUCCGAACCCUCUGGCCCUAAGAUCUAAUCCUUCAGAAACAACCACAAUAAAAUUUAAAAAAACAUUCAAAACAAAGGAAGGCCGUGACUGAGGAGAAUUCCCAAGCCUGUUGUUUUUUUUUUUCUGAGCAAUGUCAGCCGGGCUUGGGUUGUCAUAAAGAUGAACUGAGAUGCGCGUUGAGCCUGCUGUGUGCUGAAACACCCGACAGGCUUUCCGGAGAAAUCCCCCUCCCCGUCUACACUCCCUUUUCUGCAAUACAUAUAGGAAUGCAUGAGCUGCGUUUCUUAUCCUUUUAAAGCCUUUUUUUCCUAAAAGGGAAGUGCAGUGUCUCUUAAUUUAUUCUAUAGUCUCAAAAUUGUAAGCAUAUAUCAGUGUUUUUCCACUGAAACGCACAGCCUGGUUUUAAAAAAAAAAAGAAAGAGAAAUCUGGUGUCUGAACCGCAGAUGUGACAUCUCCAAAAUCAUACUAAAAUCCUUCUUGAUCAUCACAGAAAUGAUCUCUGAAUAACCAUAGUGUUGAAUCUGAAUAGAUAACUGAAUGUUUCUAGGCCUGUUCUUUUUUAAUAUAAGAAGAAAGUUGAGUAAGCUCAACAGUGUCAAUCAGUGUCUCAAAUGUGAUUAGUACCACAAGCAAGACAAUUCAUACCUCAUACACUUCCAUUUAAGAAUUCCUGAGAAACCACAAGCUUUAUUUUCUAAGCAAAAUAAUCAAAAUGCUUUGUGUAUUUCCUCCCAGCCACCUGCAAUAUAUAAAGAAUAUGAUGUUUUUCAACAGAAUGUAAGAAAAGGGGGUUUGUAGCUUUGGUGGGGAAUGAGAGGCACAGUUGAAAUUGAUGAGAUCGGGAACACACUUGUGCUUUGUCACCCUGUGUCUUUCUUAUAAUUGAGAGAGGGAGUGUGUUUGAGUGUGUGUGUGUGAGAGAGAGAGAAGAGUAGCUUCUGACAAGGAAGGCUUAGGGAACUAACAGAGCAUCACAUAUGGUUGAGCCAGUAGCUGUGUAUUUGGCUGGCUCACUGGUGGUGAAGUGCGGUGGUGUUGGUGGUCUUAAACUUACGAAUGCGGAUUCUCUUUCUAGCACAUUGAGUAUCUCUGUCACAACGACACAGGUGUAGCGUAAUGAGAGGCCUACAUGUUUUUAAGUUUUCACACAGGGAUGGAGUAUUGGCUCAUACCCCAGUCAGCCAGAGGAAAGGGCUACUGUGUGCCACAGGUAGAGUAGAGAUGUCCGUCUAUGCCUGGGACAGUUUGCGUCGUUUAUUUAAUAUGUGCCAUUACUUUUAACGUUCAGUUCGCAAGAAAGCCAGAAAGCGGUGAGGUAACAUUAUCAUGCACGGCUCACGGCAGAUUAAUAGAGUAACAACAAACAAAAAAAACGUUUGCACUAAACCCUGACGCCCUACAAGGAGAAAUAGUGUUGUCUGCAGGGGGACGGGAGAAUACCAGCCUGCCUCAUAACAUAUGCAAAAGCUGGAAAUGUCUUUUUUUAUUGCAACAUGUCUCUUAAAUUUUUUAGACAUUCAAUCCAUUCUGUUGGAUUCUUGGUUUGUGCAUUUUGGUGCUGCUGUUCUUAUUUAUUAAUAUAGUGAGUAAUGUUGUAUGUAUUCCAGUCUUAGAUUAUGUUAAGUUUGUUUAUUUUUUAUGUGGACAUGGUUUUAUUUGUUUUGUUUUUUUUUUUUAAUUAAUGAUUUGCCAAAGCAACAUCAAAUCCAGGACACUGGCAGGGCUUUUAAACCACAUCCGGAGCCAUACUUACGUGUUUAGUGUCAAUAUUAAAAAAUGUGACACUUUCCACUUGUCUUAUUUAAAAUGUAGAUUUCACACAUCCUACCACCUCCGUAGAGAGUCCCAUGGGGCAUAUGGAAUCCCACAGAUGAAACGGCUCAAUAUUCUCCAUCUCAGUAAACAAACUCAAUGCGUGAUUCAUCUGUGUUGCAAUUCCACUUUUGGACCAGAAGGUUGUGCCAGAAACAAGUUUUAAAAAGAACCCUGGUGACCCUGACAACGGCUUCAUUGUUAGAGGAAAGAUAUACAGAGGAUUAGUGCAGUUGGGCCUAUACAGCAGCUGUUUUUACAGGUCCGGCAUGUAGUAAUUUAAAGCAUGGAACAAGCUGAAAAGAAUCCAAGGAUUCAUUUGUGGCCUAAGUAUUAAUGAUAGGACCCAGACCAUCAUCAUAAUGCAUGUCGUCAGAUAAGUCUGCAGUGCAUUUCCUGUUUCCUCACUAACCCUAUCAAGGAACUUUGCAAUAAAGAGCACUGAACCAUAGUACAACGUUACUACUCUUGUCAAGAAUGCUGUCCUAUGCAUUCUUUAAAGCAGCAAUUUAAGUCAGAUGUAGUCUGACCUCCCUCUCAUUCGCAAUCUGAACAGUUUGGGCUGAUGCAGACACAUCUUUCUAAAAUAUAAAAUCUAAUUAAAUAAUUAUUCCCUAGCGCGCUGUAUCCUUAAGACUCUCAUCCAUGUCUGCUUUUAGGCUAGGGUUAGGCUAAUACCCCAAAAAUGCUAUCACCCCGUCUUCUCUCAAAUUAUGACUUAUAGUACUUACUGUACUAACAUUUGGCGGCAUAAGAUAAAACAUUCAUGACAAUGGAUUUACCCAUCUUCGAUGGUAAUGUGUGUUGGGCUUCAAGGCUAAUUCUUAAUUCAAAUAUUUCUGCUCUUAUAUAGUCAAACAUAAAUGAAUUAAAGAGACAGAGCUCUAUGAAAAUAUUCAGUUUUACUCAAACACAGAGGCCCACUGGAUUUCCUUACGGGGGUACGAGGCGGGCACACAUAAACAUGUUAAUGCAAUAAACCAAGUCAAAGAGGAUAUGCAUUAUCCCAGCAAGUGAAUGUCUUGCAUCAGUGGUCAUGAAAAAGGUUCAUCUUCACUGGGUCUGGAUUCUGCAACACGUUACUACUGUGCGCUUAAUUCAGAGUUUGAAAAGAGACUAUUUGUGCUCUUGGAUGUUUUUUGGAUGUGAAUUAUGCGAAACUACUGAAAAAAGAAAUCCCUUGUGGUACAGUUUUGUUCAGUUUAUCGGUGGGUCCAUUGUUGGUUUUUGCACUGAAGGGUCAAAGGGAUGUGAAAUGAUUUAAAAGUAAGAUUUGAAUUUUGAGAUUUUAGUUCUCAGAGUAGCAUGAGUCAGACUUAAAUUCUAAACAAACAACGUAUGCUUGGUUUAUGUUUAACUGACAUGCUGUAAAUGAGCUUAAUUUUAUAUGGGGGAAGAAACAAGUGAAUAGGAAAGUAAGGGUAUUGGACCAUGAGGAGAGGUAGAAAAUGAGAAGGAAUUUGCAAUGUGAGAGUUCCCACCCAUUUCUUUACUAAUAAAAAAGCAAGUCUUCAUGAAAACUUCACCUGAGUGGACUUCAUGUGCUCUUCCAAUAUACCACUGUACAAAAAAAGUUUUGUUUUUAAUAGAAAAAAAAAACUUGGAAAAUGAAUUUAUUUAUUUCUUUUAAUUUAUUUUGUCAUAUUUUUGUAAGACCUUCAAAUAGAUAAUAAAACAGUUCAAAAUAAAA
Messenger RNA from Anguilla anguilla (European eel), 8338 nucleotides. It is a transcript of the gene ano8b, whose product is annotated as anoctamin 8b. The transcript has 18 exons. Gene Ontology annotation, molecular function: chloride channel activity. Lineage: Eukaryota; Metazoa; Chordata; Actinopteri; Anguilliformes; Anguillidae. Gene Ontology annotation, cellular component: plasma membrane. The record is from RefSeq and is a predicted model, not a curated record. Gene Ontology annotation, biological process: chloride transmembrane transport. Bases 1578 to 4862 code for a protein of 1094 amino acids.